UAGCAUAGACCAAGACAUGAAUAUUGUUUCUACUGGAAAUGGGAACUCUAUGGCAAUAAAUCAUCAGGAACUUCACUAUUUCCAGGGUUAUGGGGAAAACUAUGCCCUCCUCUACCCUAGAGGGAGUUCUGAAGACAGUGCAAGUACUGUGGACACAAUCUCUGUCUCUGCUUCAGACUACAGUGCAGAAGGACGCUUGCGUCUUCGCUCACGGUCCAUCUCACUUAAGAAAUCCAAGCGCAAGCCACCACCUCCUGUCAGGAGUGUGUCUCUCAUGAAAAACCUUGGGGAAGCUGAGGGAAGAAUUCGACGCGAGGUCGGUCUUUACCGAGAUGGCCGACCAAAAAGCCUUCACAUACCUAGGGACCACUUCCCAGACUUUCAGCCAGAUUUCCUUUUGCCUAGUCCAUCUUGUUCUGCUAAAGCUAGUGUUUGUGAAAGGGAACCAGGCCCUGGGGGAAACGAUGGACCUCCAAGUUUGGAGAUCCAAGCACCAGAGGGGGAAAGAGAAACAGACUUGACAUUUCCUUCUCACUGGCAGUUGGGAGAAUGGAAAAGCAAUGACCCUUACAGGUCUUUGUCAGGCUCCAGCACAGCAACAGGUACCACAGUAAUUGAAUGUAUGAAAGUCAGAAGUAGCUCAGAGUCCCUACUGGACUCUCCUUCCACUUCCAGAGCUACUUCCCCUUCACAGCUCUCUAUGGAGACUGAUGUGAAGGCUUCCUCACCCUUAAAACCGCCAGGACUUAUCUCACCAUCAAGUGGUUACUCAAGUCAGUCAGAGACUCCCACCCCAACUCUACACCCAACUACAGGGUGUAGGAUGCGCCCAAAGAUUCCAGAGAGGAAAUCAUCACUACCAUCUCCAAAGGACCCAACUGCCAGGUCUAGAUUGUCCUUUGAAAUGCCUGGGAAUGCACAUCUGGAGCUGUCAUCAAUCAAGCCAAAGCAAAAGGCUAGCAGGCGGCAUUCUGACACUUCCACAGCUCCAAAACCAGGAAAAAUCAGUCCUAGUUCAUCUCAGGCAUUGCCUGUGGUUACCCAGAAUGAGCUCAAGACCAUAAGACUUCGCUCUGUUUCCCGUGGUGACCUAGAGGACUGUCCAGAUGGGGCUUCUGACACAAUUGAAGAAGAACAUGGCAGAGACAUUGGUGAAGACCCCAGCCCACCACCAACUCUAAAGAAACUCAAGCCACCUGUUGCUGUCAAGCCUCCGUUGCCCAAACGACCUAUAAAUCUCAUUCUUAAGUCUCCUUCCCCUUCCUCUAACUCUCCACUUGCCCUUGACUCACCUCCAGCCUCACCUGUGGAACGGCCGGUACCUCUAGGCAACAUCUACAAAGUCAUGAAAAAGCCCAAACCUAAAAAACCACCACCGCAACCUUCAACAAGUCCUGUUGUUCUUCCAGAUUCAAAUUCCACCAGUGUGCCACAGACUUCCUAUGACCACCAAUUUCUCCCUCAUUCCCAGUCUCUUUUUGAUCUCCCUCCUCUCCCAGACCCCCAGCCUCUUCUAGAAGACCCACUGCUAGAACCUGAAUUUGAUGGUGAAUCAGACAUACAUCUUGGCCCACAGGAUGGAGGCUCCCUCCCCUCACCCUGCAGUAACCAGGAAGCCCUUGACCUCCAGGACAAGAGCAAGACACUCCCCUCACGGAUGGCAAUGUUCUGCCUGGCAGAGCUGUCUGACAAAAAGAAACCCAAGGUUCCUCCUCCAGUUCCCAAGAAGCCAAAUGUCUUGCUUCUUCCCACAUCAAUCCACUCCUCCACUAAUGGCACCACAGACCAACAGAUAUCACAGACCAACAGCCCUGUGAGCCUGCGAUCCCCUGUUGCAGUGUUUACACAAGAUGAGAAUAUUGUGACUUCUAGUGUUCCUGAGAUGCCUGAGCAAGAUGCGAACCAAUUGGCCACAGAUGAGGACAGUUCGAAAGAGUCAUCCCUACAAUCAUCCCUCCAGGAUACUUCCCUUACAGAACUGGAAGAAAAGCUGUUCAGCACUGGUAUUGGAUCAGAUGAGUCAGCUCAGGAUGAGAAGUCUGUCCUCCACAUCGCUGAGGAAACAGAGGACAAUUUGUUGGCCAGCACAACUACGACACACACCACUGAAGAUUUGUUCACCAUAAUACACAGAUCCAAACGAAAGGUUCUGGGUCGUAAGGAGCCGUCUGACUCUUUUGGCAGCCGCCAGAGCCUGGUGUCGCCUGUGAAGCACAGCACCAGCGGGAUUGACAUCAGAAAUCUUACCUUGGGCAGCAGCCAGAGGUCUACUUCUCGCAAUGAGAACUUCAUGGCUCUGCUUCAGAAGAAAGGCAACAAGUCUUCAGGUGGAGGAUCGAGAGUGUCUGCCAUGGAGCUUUUAAAGAGCACAAACCCCCUAGCCCGACGUGUCACUGAAUUUUCAACAACCACGGCAUCAAAUGCGGAGGGAGGAGAUACCCCAUGUGGGAAUGAUAAACCCACUGACCAGUGAAUGGAAACUUUACAGACGUUAACUGGAUCUUUUACUGAAAUCAACCAAUUCUCCAAUCUGCCGCUCAUUGAGGAUGGAGCUCGUAAUACUAGCAUAUUCAGCAGGACUGCCCCAACCUCUGACUGACCAUUUGCACUGUCCAAUCAAAUUGGAGCCAAUGUUUGGACAAAGUGGUCUUUCCCAAGGUUGGUGCGCUGUUGUUCACGAUCAGAUAUGUCCUUCAAGACACCAGGGGAGACAAAAGCCGGUUCUUUUAUAGACAAUGGUGGAUGUAUUGAGGUCAUUUUUUGUUACUAAGCUCAAUGUGGAAGUCAAAGGAGUAUCUGGAUGGGUGGAGAUGAAACUGGGAAUGUAAAAACAUACAGUGAAUUUUGUCACUCAUUGCUCCUUUUGGAUAGAGACAAUAAAGAUAACCAUAACAACAGGGGUAAAUACUUCUGAAUCUGUAACCAAACUGAUCUGCUAUGGUACCGCCGAGGAUCAGAAAUCAAAUUAGUCCCAGAAUCAAGUGGAAUACUCUAAAGAACACCGGAGACCUGCACAAUCUUUCCACUACAGGUCUGACACCUGUAGUUUGACACCUGAAUUGGAGGGUUGAUCGCUAAAUUGCGAUCAAGCAACUGUGGAAGGUAACAUGACUAAACCAUGAGCAUGGUCGAUGCAAUAGCAUAGCAGCCCUUUCAUUUUCAGCAUUGAAGUGCCCGAUUUACAAAGAGAAACUGCAUGGGGGCGUUGCGCCACCAAAGACGAGGCAUGAGCAUGUUCCACAUUUUGUUGCCCGUGCUGUAAAAGUGAACAUGGACCUUCACAAAACAUUCCACAGAGACGCCUUGCCAAUGGACAAGUUCGCAACACAAAGCACUUUUGUUUUUGCUGGCCUUGGAGGCUGUUUACAUGGCGCCGUUACUUUUUCGCCCUCAUCAAUCAUUA
Nematolebias whitei (Rio pearlfish) is the source of this 3403-nucleotide messenger RNA. Its product is annotated as NHS-like protein 2. The coding region runs from base 17 to 2473 and encodes 818 amino acids. Gene Ontology annotation, biological process: cell differentiation. The record is from RefSeq and is a predicted model, not a curated record. The transcript is spliced from 5 exons. Lineage: Eukaryota; Metazoa; Chordata; Actinopteri; Cyprinodontiformes; Rivulidae.